Anopheles coustani is the source of this 1170-nucleotide messenger RNA. RefSeq names its product venom serine protease-like. NCBI's taxonomy places the organism in Eukaryota, Metazoa, Arthropoda, Insecta, Diptera, Culicidae. Gene Ontology annotation, molecular function: serine-type endopeptidase activity. The record is from RefSeq and is a predicted model, not a curated record. Bases 1 to 1170 code for a protein of 389 amino acids. The transcript has 2 exons. Gene Ontology annotation, biological process: proteolysis.
AUGAAGUGCGUGCUGCUGGUCGUAGUUGUUCUGUUUGUGGCGUUGCCGACGCGUGCAGAUUGGUUUGAUUCGUGUGAUCGCCAGUUUCAGUUGACCAACAUCGCAGAUGUGACACUCAACUCUCCCUUCUUCCCGUCCAACUAUCCUGCCGGAAGCUCGUGCCGGUUCGUGAUUCGUGCUCCACCCGGGUACACGAUACAGGCAUCAUGUACUCUAAACAUGGGCACCACAAGCGGUUGCACAACGGAGUUUCUGUACAUUUCCACCGAGGGGUUCACGUCACCGGUUGGGAGUGAAUAUUUCUGCGGCAAGGGGACUGUCAGUCGACAGUCGCUGUUUAACAAAUUGACCAUUUCGUACAUUUCGGCAAGUUCCACCAGUUCCGGUUCGUUUACGUGCCGGCUGGUGGUGCAACCGCAAGCUUGCGAUUGUGGCUGGUCUAAGCUGCCGAAGGUCGUUGGAGGUUCGGAGGCAUCCAUCAAUGAGUUCUCCUCGAUGGUGGGUCUACUUGAUCCGUUGACGGUGAACGUAUUUUGUGGUGGUGUUAUCAUUAGUUCCCGGUACGUUCUGACCGCUGCGCACUGUACGCAAACCAUUCCGGGCGUAAGUCGUGUGCAGGCCCUCGUAGGUGAUCAUGACUAUCGUACUGGACUCGAGACGCCCUACUCCGCGAUCUACAACAUCGAACAGAUCAUUACCCAUGAGUCAUACAACGAGCAGAACCGGGACAACGAUAUCUCGAUCCUCAAAACGACAGCUGAAAUCGAUUUCAACCGUGCAGUAGGACCGGUGUGUCUACCCUUCUUGUACAACUCAUACGACUUCGGUAGUCUUUUGAUCGAUGUCGUCGGCUGGGGAACGACAAGCUUCGGUGGACCGAUGAGUACGGUGCUGCGGAAGGCAACCCUCAACGUUGUACCGAGCGGUACCUGCAACGCACCGUACAUCAAUGGGCAGAAAAUAUGCACCUUCACCGCUGGCCGCGACUCGUGUCAGUACGAUUCCGGCGGUCCACUGUACCUGCGCGGUAGCCAGCGGGUUUACACGAUCGGGAUCAUCAGCUAUGGGUCAGCAUGUGGCGCGGCUUCGCCAUCCGUAGGCACACGCAUCACCUCGUACCUGAACUGGAUUCGACAAAAAACACCCGAAGUAUCGUAUUGCGUCAAAUAA